Messenger RNA from Botrytis deweyae, 1341 nucleotides. RefSeq lists its product as uncharacterized. The record is from RefSeq and is a predicted model, not a curated record. Bases 1 to 1341 code for a protein of 446 amino acids. The transcript is spliced from 2 exons. NCBI's taxonomy places the organism in Eukaryota, Fungi, Ascomycota, Leotiomycetes, Helotiales, Sclerotiniaceae. Gene Ontology annotation, molecular function: NAD+ binding.
AUGGGUCAAGAAGCAUCUCAACCUCAAAUCAAUCCAAAUGAUCCUCCCCACACGCUUUCAGCCCGUUCAAUCGAAGGAGUUGCGGAUUUCAUCAAGAGUGGCAAAGCAAAGAACAUCGUUGUUUUGACAGGAGCUGGCAUAUCCACUAGUGCGGGCAUACCAGAUUUCCGUUCACCAGAGACCGGUAUAUACGCCAAUCUUGCCGAACUGAAUCUUCCUUAUGCAGAAGCGGUUUUCGAUAUCGACUUCUUCCGCGAAAAUCCAGCUCCUUUCUAUGUUCUGGCAAAAGAACUCUAUCCUGGCAAAUUCUACCCUACAGUAUCACAUGCUUUCGUUGCGUUGAUCGAAAAGAAAGGAUUGCUCAGAAUGCUUUUCACACAAAAUAUUGAUUGUUUGGAACGUCGAGCCGGAGUCUCUUCGGAAAAGGUCAUCGAAGCACAUGGAAGUUUCGCUACUCAGAGGUGCAUUGAUUGCAAGAGUGAAUACCCCGACGAUAUGAUGAAGAAAGCUAUAGAAGAUGCAGACCCAGCAACUUGUCUGGUUCCACAGUGUGGUGGUUUAGUUAAACCAGAUAUUGUGUUCUUUGGCGAACAACUACCGGAAGCCUUUCACACUCACAAAAUGAUUCCCGCUACGGCUGAUCUUGUCAUUGUGAUGGGUACCAGCUUAAGUGUUCACCCAUUCGCAUCAUUGCCAACCCUUGCCCCCGAGACGGUCCCAAGACUGCUGUUUAACAUGAUCUCCGUGGGCGAUUUUGGCAGUAGGUUGGAUGAUGUGGCUAUUCUUGGUGACUGCGAUAGUAGCGUUAGGAAACUAGCAGAUGCCUUGGGAUGGAGAGACGAAUUGGAAGAAUUAUGGGUUUCGGUUGGAGGGAAUACAAAACAGAAAGAAGCUGAAAAGGCUGAGGAAGCCAGGCUUAAUAUGUCAAGAGAUGAACUCUUUGAAGCAGAUAUCAAAGAGCUGACAGGUGAAAUUGAUGAAGCGCUAAAGUUUUCGAGUAACUAUACACAUAGAGUAAACGCCGAUCUCCAGGAAAACUCGGCUGCAAAUUUGGCAUCCCCUACUUUAGCUCCUGAAGAUACGCCGUCGCGACCCCCUCCAGAUUUUGCUGCCGAUAAGGGUUCGCUUCUGAAAGAUAUCACGAAUGGAAUACCACUGAAACAAGCAACGACUGUUGUUCGAUCCACUCCAAUCAUAGACGAAAACCACACCGCAGCUAAAUCCACGUCCGUGGAUCUAAAUUCCACCACUGGUGAGCGUGCUAAAGACUCAAGUGUUGUGCUCGACAUUACUAUGCCCCAAAAUAUGCCGAACUCAUCCAAUACCACCACAACUCCUUGA